Messenger RNA from Cyphellophora attinorum, 783 nucleotides. RefSeq lists its product as uncharacterized. Gene Ontology annotation, molecular function: DNA-binding transcription factor activity. The record is from RefSeq and is a predicted model, not a curated record. Lineage: Eukaryota; Fungi; Ascomycota; Eurotiomycetes; Chaetothyriales; Cyphellophoraceae. The transcript is spliced from 2 exons. Gene Ontology annotation, biological process: regulation of DNA-templated transcription. Bases 1 to 783 code for a protein of 260 amino acids.
AUGCAGCGCAGUGCUAGUUACACAUACACACAGGCCAUGGCCUCGCAACAGCCCAGAUACACAACAGCACAUUCGACUAGUUCAGCAUUCAGUGCCUCUGCUAACCCCAACGAGGACUGGACUAAGAUAUCAGAUCUUGCUGAGAGGAGAAGAAUACAGAACAGGAUCGCCCAGCGGAACUACCGUAAGAAGCUCAAGAGAAGGCUUGAGGAUCUCGAGCGUCGCGCUGGGUCUUCUUCUGCUUCUCCUGAGGCUCAGCACUCAGAGCUUGCUUCAAUCGCAUCGUCCAAGGAUUCCAAGUCACACCCGAUGACCAGGGAAUCCUCCAAGCACAGCCUGUCUGGCGAGGCUCCUCAGCUUUCACCAGAGAUACUUCCACUCGACGAGCACUCUGUACCAUUUGACACAUCGAGAUCUUUCUCCCUGUCAUCAUCAACUGCGUACUCAAACUAUCCUCCAACCACAUCAUACCUGCAGCACGAGUACCAACAUUCGCCUUCGUACCAUACCGCUCAGCAGAACUACUUCUACGAGUACCAAUACCCAACAGAUUACAGCCACUCGUUACCGCCUACUCUUCCCACAAUGCUUCCAUCAAACUACGCCACCAAGCAAGAGCCUGUCUUCGGCGAAGACGACUUGAUGAAUUCCUUUUCCAUGAACUACGCAUCACUGGCGGGUCUCGAUGUGCCAUCAAGUCAAGCGUAUGCGAGCCCCAGCUCUCAGUCUCAUGUAAUUCUCACCACCCCCAUCACCCAUCUCCGCAGCCCGAGCUAUUUCUAA